AUGCCAGGAUCCAACAACACCAGUCCCAGUUCUUCCAGGUCCCAGCAGCAAAACAGCCCCAGACCACACACUGACCUGCCAUAUUUUACAGUGCCAGAGUUUGAUGGAAAGAACGUGUCAUCAGUGAUGGGUUUCGAGAGUACAGCAGCCACAUGCCUGCAGACGCGAGGAAUGCUGCUGGGUGUGUUUGAUGGCCAUGCUGGUUGUGCCUGUGCACAGGCGCUGAGUGAGAGGUUGUUUUACUACAUAGCUGUGUCUCUGCUGCCCCACAACACACUGUGUGAGCUCGAGGCAGCUGUGGAGGCUGGCAGGGCCCUCAGUCCCAUCCUGCAGUGGCACAAACACCCCAACGACUACUUCAGCAAGGAGGCUCAGACUCUUUACUUCAACAGCCUCCGAACCUACUGGCAGGAGUUAAUAGAUCUCACCAGCCCAGGCGAAGUUCCAGACACCCGUGAGGCCUUGUUGAACGCCUUCAAGAGGCUGGACAAUGACAUUUCCCUGGAGGCUCAGGUUGGAGACCCGAAUGCUUUCCUGCACUACUGGGUCCUGAGAGUGGCCUUUUCUGGAGCAACGGCCUGCGUGGCUCACAUCGAUGGAUCAGAACUAUUUGUAGCCAAUUCAGGAGACGCUCGGGCAGUGUUGGGGGUACAGGAGGCGGAUGGUUCAUUCAGCGCUCACACGCUCUCUAAUGACCACAGCGCCCAGAAUGAGGCGGAGGUGGCUCGGAUACGAAGUGAACACCCUCCAUCAGAGAGGAAGACAGUUAUACGACAGGACCGGUUGCUCGGCCUCCUCAUGCCGUUACGUGCGUUUGGGGAUGUAAAGUUCAAAUGGAGUAUUGAUCUGCAGAAGUGUGUGUUAGAGUCUGGACCUGAUCAGCUCCAUGAAAACGAGCACACCAAGUUUAUCCCUCCAAACUACCACACACCCCCCUACCUGACCGCCGAGCCUGAGAUCACGUACCACAAACUGCGGCCACAGGAUCGUUUCAUGGUGAUUGGCUCUGACGGCCUCUGGGAGACGCUGCACAGACAGGAAGUGGUUCGUAUUGUGGGGGAGUAUUUAACAGGGGUGCACCAGCGCCAGCCCCUCAAAGUCGGAGGCUACAGGGUCACCCUGGGACAGAUGCAGGAGCUGCUUGAUGAGAGAAAGGCUCGCAUGUCUUCGGCUUUCGAGGAUCAGAACUCUGCGACCCACCUGAUACGUCACGCGGUGGGAAACAACGAGUUUGGCACGGUUGACCACGAGAGGCUGUCAAAAAUGCUGUCGCUGCCCGAAGAGCUGGCUCGCAUGUACCGCGAUGACAUCACCAUCAUCAUCGCUCAGUUCAACCCUCACGUGAUUGGAGCACAGAGACAGGACGGGCAAUCCUGAGCUGUACAAAAGCCAUUCACUGGUGUUUUACUGAGGAGUACACACACUUGUGUAACGUCUACACAAAAGCACACUCUGUGGACAAACAGGCCAUAUUAAGAAAAUAUCUGUCCAGCAGUUGGAAAGAGUUGUUUUAACAUUAUUUAUGUAAAGAAUUUGUAUGUUUGUAUGCCAUACUAGAGAGGAUCCUGUUCCCCGUGAAGUUCAGAUCUUUGUUGGAUCGAAGCCUCUUAUAUAAAAUCCUAUUUAUGCUACAAAUAUCCUCUGGCAACGGUUUGACAUUCCCUGGUUGGCUGAUAAGACGCUGUUACAAACUGAUUAUUGUGCCAAAAGAUUCAACCUCCUCGUCUGCUGAAAGACUCAGCAGGGUUGAAA
This is a messenger RNA of Perca flavescens (yellow perch), 1752 nucleotides long. RefSeq names its product pyruvate dehydrogenase phosphatase catalytic subunit 1 (gene pdp1). NCBI's taxonomy places the organism in Eukaryota, Metazoa, Chordata, Actinopteri, Perciformes, Percidae. Gene Ontology annotation, molecular function: [pyruvate dehydrogenase (acetyl-transferring)]-phosphatase activity; cation binding. The record is from RefSeq and is a predicted model, not a curated record. Gene Ontology annotation, cellular component: mitochondrion. Gene Ontology annotation, biological process: protein dephosphorylation.